GCCAGCUUAAAAAAUGGCAACUUUCUUGCUUGCUCUAUCAUUGACCACCCUCCUUGUCACGACCUCCAUGCGAGGCACAGCAGCCGUGGAGUACCAAGCCAGCAACAACGCCGGUGGAACCACCGGUGGCCAGCGCUUCGACAGUGACAUCGGAUUAUAUUACAGCAAGCAAGUACUUGUCUCUGCUUCAUCCUUCAUAUGGACUACCUUCCAACAACAAGAUGAAGCCAGCCGAAAAAACGUUCAAGUAAUAACCCUAGUCAUUGAGGACAUAGACGGAGUGGCUUAUACAAGCUCUGACAAUAUUCAUGUCAGUGCACGCUAUAUUGGCAAUUACCAAGGUGAUGUGAAGACUGAGAUCACUGGUGUGCUUUACCAUGAAAUGGUGCAUGUUUGGCAGUGGAAUGGGCAAGGUAAUGCACCAGGAGGGCUCAUAGAAGGCAUAGCUGACUACGUUAGGCUCAAGGCUAACCUUGCACCGAGUCAUUGGGUUCAACCUGGACAAGGUAACAAAUGGGAUCAAGGUUAUGAUGUUACAGCUCGCUUCUUGGACUACCUUAAUGGCCUCGAGGAUGGGUUUGUGGCACUUCUCAAUGCUAAGAUGAAGGAUGGGUAUAGUGAUCAGUUCUUUGUGGAUAUUCUUGGCAAGACUGUUGAUCAGCUUUGGAGUGAUUACAAGGCUCAGUAUGGUGGCUAAUGUUUAUUAUACAAUUAAUGUUGUGUUUGCUAUUAGUUCUGAGUGGAGUAUUUAUUAAAUAAGGUUUUAUUAUCCAAUAUUAUAAACGAUGAUGGUAUGGUCAA
This is a messenger RNA of Dioscorea cayenensis subsp. rotundata (Guinea yam), 801 nucleotides long. RefSeq lists its product as uncharacterized. Lineage: Eukaryota; Viridiplantae; Streptophyta; Magnoliopsida; Dioscoreales; Dioscoreaceae. The transcript has a single exon. The coding region runs from base 14 to 697 and encodes 227 amino acids. The record is from RefSeq and is a predicted model, not a curated record.